UUCACUGGAUCUGGUGAGAGAUGAAAGCGAGCUAUUCAUAGCAAAUCACUCCAUGGAUCGUCUUCAUCCAGCGUCUGUGGCGUGUUCAACUUCAAUGGAGGUGGGUUAUCUCUUGAUGUCGGCUCUGAAGACUUCACCAUUUGAUUCGGCUCUCUCGAUCUCACCAUCUGAAGACUCUCACCAUCUGAAGCGUGCUCGAUUGAG
Molecule: messenger RNA, 204 nt
Organism: Ilex paraguariensis (yerba mate)
Lineage: Eukaryota; Viridiplantae; Streptophyta; Magnoliopsida; Aquifoliales; Aquifoliaceae
Source: the annotation of a GenBank genome assembly